GCAACUUGCUUUGUUAUAGAAGGACCCAGAUAUGCUUUAGUGGAUUUGAUAAACUUCAAUUUGUAAUGUCAAAAAAUAUCUACGUUAUUGCUUGCUUUACUUUACUGUAUUUCUCCUUAUUUUGUGACCGUCAGAGUUUCUUUUCACUUUUCAGAAAACAGGGCAGUACUUGAAGGCUUGACAAAUGCAUCCCAGGUUGAAAAACUGCUGCAUUCCUCCUCCUCUUCCUCCUUUAGAAAAUUGACUUCUUUAAAGAGAAAUCAAAACAAGUAUGUUCUGAGACCAGAGUAGGUGAUUCCAAUCAUACAGUCUGGCUAUUUAAAGGCCAUUUAUCAUAGGACUUCCAUGAUGUAACCUAUAUAUCAAACCUAUAAGAGAGAAGCAAAAGUAAGAAAAUGCUGGGAUCAGAACGAGGUGUUGUGGAAGAAUGGCUGUCAGAAUUCAAGGCAUUACCUGAAACACAAAUUACCAGCUAUGCAGCUACAUUGCACCGAAAAAAAACACUGGUACCAGCUCUUUAUAAGGUCAUUCAAGACCCAAAUAAUGAGCUCCUGGAGCCUGUUUGCCACCAGCUCUUUGAACUUUAUCGUAGUUCUGAAGUUCGGCUCAAGAGAUUCACAUUGCAAUUUUUGCCAGAGUUGAUCUGGGUAUAUCUGCGUCUUACUGCCAGCAGGGAUAGGCAGAGUAAUGGUUGCAUUGAAGCAUUGCUGCUUGGCAUUUACAACUUGGAAAUUGCUGACAAAGAUGGAAACAACAAAGUUUUAUCUUUCACCAUCCCUUCAUUAUCGAAACCCUCAAUAUAUCAUGAGCCCUCUACUAUUGGAUCCAUGGCUUUAACUGAAGGAGCUCUAUGUCAGCAUGAUCUCAUCAGGGUAGUUUACAGUGAUCUUCAUCCUCAAAGAGAAACCUUCACAGCACAGAACCGGUUUGAGGUGCUGAGCUUUCUUAUGCUGUGCUACAAUUCUGCUAUUGUCUAUAUGCCUGCCUCUUCUUACCAAUCACUUUGUAGGAUGGGUUCCAGGCUGUGUGUGAGUGGAUUUCCACGGCAGCAUGAGAAACGCUGGAAAGAACACUGUGGCAGAGUGGUGUUAGACCCUGACUUCAUGGUGCAGCUGCUCACAGGUGUCUAUUACGCCAUAUAUAAUGGUCAGUGGGAUCUUGGCCAGGAGGUAUUGGAGGACAUCAUUUACAGAGCACAGCUUGAACUCUACUCACAGCCUCUGCUGGUUGCAAAUGCCAUGAAGAACUCGCUGCCUUUUGAUGCUCCUGAUGCAUCACAAGAAGGCCAGAAAGUACUGAAAGUAGAAGUUACUCCGACAGUGCCGAGGAUUUCUCGGACUGCUAUUACAACAGCUUCCAUCCGUCGUCAUCGCUGGAGAAGAGAAGAUGCUGAAGGUGUAAAUGGAAGAGAGGAAUCCGUGAACCUUAAUGAUGCUGAUGAAGGAUUUUCAUCAGGAGCUUCCCUCAGCAGCCAGCCAGUUGGGACCAAACCUCUAUCAUCUGUAUCCCAAAAGGGCAGCUUAAGGAAAACAGCAAGUGGGCGUUCUGCUAAGGAUAAGGAAACCUCUUCUGCAGCAAAAUCCAAUGAGAGCCCUCGAGAUUCAGUAGCUCGGAAGCAGUACAUGCACCAAUCCACUGACCUUGGUGCAGAUAUAAUUGAGAUGACACCUACUAAGAAACACCUCAGCCUGCCUGCUGGGCAGGUGGUGCCAAAAGCCAACAGUUUGAGCCUGAUCAGGACCGCCAGUGCUUCCUCCAGUAAAUCAUUUGACUAUGUGAAUGGCAGUCAAGCAGGCUCCAGCGUUGGAGCUGGUACAGAGGGUGUUACUAAUCUAGCAGCUGGCAACACCAAUCGGUUUUCAACUAUCAGCCUACAGGAGGACCGACUAGGCCAAGCUGGGGAAGGUAAAGAUCUCCUUCCCCCAGGAGCUCCCCUAACCAAGCAGUCUCGAUCUCCAAGUUUCAAUAUGCAGCUGAUAUCCCAGGUGUAACUUUGACUCCCUUCCUUAGGACUCCCUCUUUCCCCUUAAUCCCCAGGCAAGUUCGUCCUUAGGCAAAACAUGAACCAUCAUCCCGCAGUGUGAAAAUACUGACUGUUGUGAUCUUGUUUGAUUUGGUUUAGCUAUCAUACUGUAUUACUGAAACAGCAAUAAUUCUUCCCUUACCUUCAUCCCCCCCCCCCUUGUAAAUAUGGUUGUGAAGCAGUAUAUAAUGUACUGUAUGCCUUUUUCCAUGCCUUCCUUUCUCCUUGGGUGAUGUGCAAUCCAUCGUAGGCUGAUCAGUCCCAUUUCAACACUGUGAGACUGGAGACACCGGCGGAAAUGGUGAAUGUGAUCCCUAUGAGAUGAUGCUUUGGCUUUGUUAAGAAAUAGAAACGGGUUUGUUUUCUCGGUCUACAGUACUGCAAAGACUACUGGAUCAUGACUUUUCUUUCUCAGAACCAGGAGUGCCUCAGAGAUUCUAGUGUGACUUUGGACCUCUCUGAGUCUGUGCAAUCAAUUCUGGGGAGGGGAUUGUCAUUGCUGCUCCUGGCUGCCUACAGCACUUUUUUCAUUAAAAUGAGGGUAUGUUUUUCUUGCCUGCCCCCAGUCUUUCAUCCCAAAAGCUUUUGAUGUUCAGCAAGUGAGACAUGCAUAUUACCAAGUUGUUUUCCCUCAGAGAGAGGAUUCUAAGUAGAUAAUGUAGGUUACAAUGCACUUCUAAUGGCGUUGUAGCCAUAUGUAAUGUUACAUGUCUUCCCCUCCAGGGCACAGGGUCAUUCUGCAUAUAGACUAAAAUUUAAACAACACCAUGCUGUUAAAGCAAUUUGGUUUGUAAGUGGGAGGGAAACACUACUUUCCCAGGAACUAAUGGCUAGCUCUGCUCCAUUUUUGUUGUUGUUCUUGUGAGGUGCUGAUCACUGAAUUGAAAGGUGUAUUUGGGUAAAGAGUAUUUCUCAGGCUGCUU
Molecule: messenger RNA, 2946 nt
Organism: Pygoscelis adeliae (Adelie penguin)
Lineage: Eukaryota; Metazoa; Chordata; Aves; Sphenisciformes; Spheniscidae
Gene: HYCC2
Product: family with sequence similarity 126, member B
Exons: 12
Coding region: 396-1991 (531 amino acids)
Biological process (GO): phosphatidylinositol phosphate biosynthetic process; protein localization to plasma membrane
Cellular component (GO): plasma membrane
Source: RefSeq, a predicted model, not a curated record